Molecule: messenger RNA, 9836 nt
Organism: Micropterus salmoides (largemouth bass)
Lineage: Eukaryota; Metazoa; Chordata; Actinopteri; Centrarchiformes; Centrarchidae
Product: cytoplasmic dynein 1 heavy chain 1
Exons: 57
Biological process (GO): microtubule-based movement
Cellular component (GO): dynein complex
Molecular function (GO): dynein intermediate chain binding; ATP binding; minus-end-directed microtubule motor activity
Source: RefSeq, a predicted model, not a curated record
GACCUGGUGAACUACCAGAACAAAUGCCGUCUGAUUAGAGGCUGGGAUGACCUCUUCAACAAGGUCAAAGAACAUAUUAACAGCGUGUCUGCCAUGAAGUUGUCUCCAUACUACAAGGUGUUUGAGGAAGACGCUCUGAGCUGGGAGGACAAGCUGAAUCGCAUCAUGGCUCUAUUUGACGUUUGGAUUGAUGUCCAGCGUCGCUGGGUCUAUCUGGAAGGCAUCUUCACCGGCAGUGCUGACAUCAAACAUCUGCUGCCUGUAGAAACCCAGAGAUUCCAGAGUAUCAGCACAGAGUUCUUGGCACUGAUGAAGAAGGUGUCAAAGUCUCCCUUAGUGAUGGAUGUGCUGAACAUACAAGGGGUGCAGAGGUCUCUGGAGCGAUUGGCUGACCUUCUGGGAAAAAUCCAGAAAGCCCUCGGAGAAUACCUGGAGAGGGAAAGAUCCUCAUUCCCCAGGUUCUACUUUGUGGGAGACGAGGACCUACUUGAAAUCAUUGGUAAUAGCAAGAAUGUGGCCAAACUGCAAAAGCACUUCAAAAAGAUGUUUGCUGGCGUUUCCAGCAUCCUGCUCAAUGAGGACAACACUGAGGUGCUGGGAAUCUCCUCCCGCGAGGGUGAGGAGAUUCUCUAUAAGACACCAGUCUCCAUCACACAGCACCCCAAGAUCAACGAGUGGCUGACGCUGGUGGAAAAGGAGAUGAGGGUGACGCUGGCCAAACUGCUAGCUGAGUCCGUCACAGAGGUCACAUCCUUCAACAAGGGCACAGGCAUUGACCUGAGUCAGUACAUCAACUGGAUUGAUCGUUACCAGGCCCAGCUGGUGGUCCUGUCCACUCAGAUCGCUUGGUCUGAGAACAUUGAGGCUGCCUUGACUUCUAUCGCUGGUGGUGGGGACAUGACACUCAUGCAGGGAGUGCUGUCAAAUGUGGAGGCCACCCUUAAUGUGUUGGCUGACACCGUGCUGAUGGAGCAGCCUCCACUCCGCAGGAGGAAACUGGAGCACCUGAUUACUGAGCUGGUGCACCAACGUGAUGUAACCAGGACUCUGAUCAAGAACAAGAUCGACAACCCGAAGUCCUUCGAGUGGCUCUGCCAGAUGCGCUUCUAUUUUGACCCCAAGCAGACAGAUGUUCUGCAACAGCUGUCCAUUCAGAUGGCCAAUGCCAAGUUCAACUACGGAUUUGAGUACUUGGGAGUCCAGGACAAGCUUGUCCAGACCCCUCUGACAGACCGCUGCUAUCUCACCAUGACCCAGGCUCUGGAGGCCCGCCUUGGAGGGUCACCAUUUGGUCCUGCUGGCACAGGGAAGACUGAGUCAGUGAAAGCUCUUGGUCACCAGCUGGGCCGCUUUGUCCUGGUCUUCAACUGUGAUGAGACAUUUGACUUCCAGGCCAUGGGUCGUAUCUUCGUUGGUCUGUGCCAGGUGGGAGCAUGGGGCUGCUUUGAUGAGUUUAACCGUCUGGAGGAGAGAAUGCUCUCUGCCGUCUCCCAGCAGGUCCAGUACAUCCAGGUGGCCUUGAGGGAACACAGCAACCCCAACAGAGACAGGAGUGUGCCAGUCACCACAGAGCUCCUGAACAAGCAGGUGAAGGUGAGUCCAGACAUGGCCAUCUUCAUCACCAUGAAUCCUGGCUACGCUGGCCGCUCCAACCUGCCUGACAAUCUGAAGAAGCUGUUCCGCAGCUUGGCCAUGACCAAGCCCGACCGCCAGCUCAUUGCCCAAGUAAUGCUGUACUCUCAAGGUUUCCGUACAGCUGAGAUCCUUGCCAAGAAGAUUGUGCCCUUCUUCAAGCUGUGUGAUGAGCAGCUGUCAUCCCAGAGUCACUACGAUUUCGGCCUCCGAGCUCUCAAGAGCGUGCUGAUCAGUGCUGGUAAUGUCAAGCGUGAGCGUAUCCAGAGGAUCAAAAGGGAGAAGGCGGAGCGUGGAGAGGUCGUUGAUGAGAAUGAAAUCGCUGAGAACCUUCCUGAACAGGAGAUCCUGAUCCAGAGUGUGUGCGAGACAAUGGUUCCCAAGCUGGUGGCGGAAGACAUCCCUCUGCUGUUCAGCCUGCUGUCAGAUGUCUUCCCUGGAGUCCAGUACCACCGCGGAGAGAUGACUGCUCUGAGGGAAGAGUUGAAGAAAGUCUGCACUGAGAUGUACCUCACAUACGGAGACGGUGACGAUGUGGGCAGCAUGUGGGUGGAGAAGGUGCUCCAGCUGUACCAGAUCACACAGAUCAACCACGGUCUGAUGAUGGUGGGACCUUCAGGUAGUGGGAAGACCAUGGCAUGGAGGGUGCUACUCAAGGCCCUGGAGAGGCUUGAGGGUGUUGAGGGUGUGGCCCACAUCAUCGACCCCAAGGCCAUCAGCAAGGACCACCUGUAUGGAACCCUGGACCCCAACACCCGUGAAUGGACAGAUGGCUUGUUCACACACAUCCUCAGGAAGAUUAUUGACAAUGUUCGAGGUGAACUGCAAAAGCGUCAGUGGAUCAUUUUUGAUGGUGAUGUUGAUCCAGAGUGGGUUGAAAAUCUAAACUCUGUACUGGAUGACAACAAGCUGCUCACCCUUCCCAAUGGAGAGCGUCUCAGCUUGCCACCUAAUGUGCGUGUAAUGUUUGAAGUACAGGACCUGAAGUACGCCACCCUGGCCACUGUGUCUCGCUGCGGUAUGGUGUGGUUCAGUGAGGAUGUUCUCAGCACUGACAUGAUCUUCAACCACUUCCUGGCUCGUAUCCGCAGCAUCCCAUUAGACGAGGGAGAGGAUGAAGCUCAGCGCCAGAGGAAGGGCACAGAUGACGAGGAAGAGACUGCAUCACCAAUGCUGCAGAUCCAGCGAGAUGCUGCAGCUAUCUUGCAGCCUUACUUCACCUCCACAGGCCUAGUGAUCAAGGCCUUAGAGCAUGCCUCCAAGAUGGAGCACAUCAUGGACUUCACACGCCUGCGCUGUAUGGGUUCCCUGUUCUCAAUGCUGCACCAGGCUUGCCGUAAUGUGGCGCUAUACAACAACAACCACCCUGACUUCCCCAUGCCCAUUGAUCAGCUGGAGAAAUACAUGCAGAAAUAUCUUAUCUACGCUGUGCUGUGGUCCUUCUCUGGUGACGGGCGGCUGAAGAUGAGGGCUGAGCUCGGAGAAUACAUCCGUCGCAUUACCACUGUACCCCUCCCCUCUGCUCCCAAUGUCCCUAUCAUUGACUACGAGGUGUGCAUCUCAGGUGAGUGGCAGUCCUGGCAGGGCAAGGUGCCCCAGAUUGAGGUAGAGACCCACAAGGUGGCAUCCCCUGAUGUCGUGGUUCCCACCCUGGACACUGUUCGCCACGAGGCUUUGCUUUACACAUGGCUGGCAGAGCAUAAACCACUGGUGCUGUGUGGACCUCCUGGCUCUGGAAAGACUAUGACUCUGUUCAGCGCUCUCAGAGCCUUGCCUGAUAUGGAGGUUGUGGGUCUGAACUUCUCCAGUGCUACCACCCCAGAGCUGCUGCUGAAGACCUUUGAUCAUUACUGCGAGUACCGCCGUACCCCCAACGGUGUGGUCCUCGCCCCUGUCCAGCUGGGCAAGUGGCUGGUGUUGUUCUGUGACGAAAUCAAUCUGCCGGACAUGGACAAGUAUGGCACACAGAGAGUCAUCUCUUUCCUCCGACAGAUGGUGGAACAUGGAGGUUUCUACCGCACCUCCGACCAGACUUGGGUCAAAUUGGAGAGGAUCCAGUUUGUCGGAGCCUGUAAUCCUCCCACUGACCCUGGCAGAAAGCCUCUUACACACAGGUUCCUGCGUCAUGUUCCUGUGGUGUACGUGGACUAUCCAGGCCCAGCCUCUCUGACACAGAUUUAUGGAACCUUCAACCGUGCCAUGCUGCGCCUCAUCCCCUCUCUACGUACCUAUGCUGAGCCUCUUACUGCUGCUAUGGUUGAGUUCUACACCAUGUCUCAGGAGCGGUUUACCCAGGAUACCCAACCUCACUACAUUUACUCUCCCAGAGAGAUGACCCGCUGGGUGAGGGGAAUCUUUGAGGCCCUGCGGCCACUUGAGACUCUGCCCGUGGAGGGGCUCAUCCGUAUCUGGGCCCAUGAAGCGCUCCGUCUCUUCCAGGACAGGCUGGUUGGUGAUGAAGAGAGAAGGUGGACAGAUGAAAACAUUGACAUGGUUGCUGUCAAACACUUCCCCAACCUUGAUAAGGAGAAGGCUCUCAACAGGCCUAUCCUCUACAGCAACUGGCUCUCUAAGGACUACAUCCCAGUGGAACAGGAGGAGCUCAGGGACUAUGUGAAGGCCCGUCUGAAGGUCUUCUAUGAAGAGGAGCUGGAUGUCCCUCUAGUGCUCUUCAAUGAGGUGCUAGACCACGUCCUCAGAAUUGACCGAAUCUUCCGUCAGCCUCAGGGCCAUCUCCUGUUGAUCGGUGUAAGUGGAGCAGGAAAGACUACACUGUCUCGCUUCGUAGCCUGGAUGAACGGACUUAGUGUAUACCAGAUCAAGGUACACAGGAAAUACACUGGAGAAGACUUUGAUGAGGACCUGCGUACAGUGCUGCGUCGCUCAGGUUGUAAGAAUGAGAAGAUUGCCUUCAUCAUGGAUGAGUCCAAUGUGCUGGAUUCUGGUUUCCUUGAGAGAAUGAACACACUGCUGGCCAACGGAGAGGUUCCUGGCCUGUUUGAGGGAGAUGAGUAUGCCACUUUGAUGACUCAGUGUAAGGAGGGAGCCCAGAAAGAGGGCCUGAUGCUCGAUACACAUGAGGAGCUGUACAAGUGGUUCACAAGCCAGGUUAUCAGGAACCUCCAUGUUGUUUUCACCAUGAACCCCUCAUCAGAGGGCCUGAAGGACAGGGCUGCCACAUCUCCUGCCCUCUUUAACAGGUGUGUGCUGAACUGGUUUGGAGACUGGUCCACUGAAGCCCUUUAUCAGGUGGGUAAGGAGUUCACCAGCAAGAUGGAUCUGGAGAAACCAAACUACAAGGUGCCAGACUACAUGCCCAUCGUCUAUGACAAACUGCCCCAGCCACCAUCUCACCGCGAGGCUAUUGUCAAUGGCUGUGUGUUUGUACACCAGACACUUCAUCAGGCUAACAACCGUCUAGCUAAGAGAGGUGGUCACACUAUGGCCAUCACUCCUCGCCACUACCUGGAUUUCAUCAACCAGUAUGCCAACCUGUUCAAUGAGAAACGCAGCGAGCUGGAGGAGCAGCAGAUGCACCUCAACGUUGGUCUCCGCAAGAUCAAGGAGACUGUUGAUCAGGUGGAGGAGCUUCGUCGUGACCUGAGAAUCAAGAGCCAGGAGUUAGAGGCCAAGAACGCUGCUGCCAAUGACAAGCUGAAGAAGAUGGUCAAGGACCAGCAGGAGGCUGAAAAGAAAAAGGUGAUGAGCCAGGAGAUCCAGGAAGCUGUGUACAAGCAGCAGGAGGUGAUCAAGGACAAACAGCUGAGUGUCAAAGAGGACUUGGACCAAGUGGAGCCUGCUGUUAUUGAGGCUCAGAAUGCUGUUAAGUCCAUUAAGAAGCAGCACCUGGUGGAGGUGCGUUCCAUGGCCAAUCCUCCUGCGGCCGUGAAGCUGGCCCUUGAGUCCAUCUGCUUGCUCCUGGGAGAGAGCACAACUGACUGGAAGCAGAUCCGUUCCAUCAUCAUGAGGGAGAACUUCAUCCCCACUAUUGUUAACUUCUCUGCUGAAGAGAUCAGUGACUCCAUCCGUGAGAAGAUGAAAAAGAACUACCUCUCCAACCCAAGCUACAACUACGACCAAGUCAACAGGGCGUCACUGGCCUGUGGACCUAUGGUGAAAUGGGCGAUUGCUCAGCUUAAUUAUGCUGACAUGCUGAAACGUGUGGAGCCUCUGCGUAAUGAACUGCAGAAGCUCGAAGAUGACGCCACAGACAACAAGACAAAGGCAGAGGAGGUGGAGCAGAUGAUCAGAGACCUGGAGGCUAGCAUUGCCCGCUACAAGGAGGAAUACGCCGUCCUCAUCUCAGAGGCCCAGGCCAUCAAGGCCGACCUGGCUGCGGUUGAGGCUAAGGUGAAUCGCAGCACAGCCCUACUGAAAAGUCUGUCAGCUGAAAGGGACCGCUGGGAGAAGACCAGUGAGACCUUCAAGAACCAGAUGUCUACCAUCGCUGGAGACUGUCUGCUCUCUGCAGCUUUCAUUACCUAUGCCGGCUACUUUGAGCAACAGAUGAGACAGAACCUGUUCACUACUUGGUCUCACCAUCUACAGCAGGCCAACAUUCAGUUCCGUACGGACAUUGCCAGAACUGAGUACCUGUCCAAUGCUGAUGAGAGGCUCCGCUGGCAAGCGAACUCCCUCCCAGCUGAUGAUCUCUGCACUGAGAACGCCAUCAUGCUCAAGAGGUUCAACAGGUACCCUCUAAUCAUCGAUCCAUCUGGCCAAGCCACAGAGUUCAUAAUGAAUGAGUACAAAGAACGCAAGAUCACCAGAACCAGUUUCCUGGAUGAUGCCUUCAGGAAGAAUCUGGAGAGCGCCUUGCGUUUUGGAAACCCACUGUUGGUCCAGGAUGUAGAAAGUUACGACCCCAUCCUGAACCCGGUGCUGAACAGAGAGGUCCGCAGGACUGGAGGACGUGUCCUCAUCACCCUGGGAGACCAGGACAUCGAUCUGUCACCUUCAUUUGUCAUCUUCCUUUCUACACGAGACCCAACGGUCGAGUUCCCACCAGACUUGUGUUCUCGUGUUACAUUCGUCAACUUCACUGUGACACGCAGCAGCCUUCAGAGCCAGUGUCUCAACGAGGUCCUAAAGGCUGAGAGGCCUGAUGUGGAUGAGAAACGCUCUGACCUCCUUAAACUGCAGGGUGAGUUCCAACUGCGUCUGCGUCAGCUGGAAAAAUCCCUUCUGCAAGCCCUCAAUGAGGUUAAAGGCCGCAUCCUUGAUGACGACACCAUCAUCACCACGCUGGAGAACCUGAAGAAGGAGGCAGCUGAGGUGACCAGGAAGGUGGAGGAGACCGAUAUCAUCAUGGCAGAGGUGGAGGCAGUGUCACAGCAAUACCUGUCUCUGUCCUCUGCCUGCAGCAGCAUCUACUUCACCAUGGAGUCUCUCAACCAGAUGCACUUCCUGUACCAGUACUCCCUUCACUUUUUCCUGGAUACCUACCACACAGUGCUGUAUGAGAACCCCAACCUCAAGAGCAUCAGUGAUCAUACACAGAGACUCGAUAUCAUCACCAAGGACCUCUUCCAGGUGGUGUUCAACAGAGCAGCCAGAGGUAUGCUCCACCAGGAUCACAUCAGUUUUGCCAUGCUGCUGGCUAAGAUCAGCCUAAAGGGCAUAACCAGUGAGCCUUCAUAUGAUGCAGAGUUCCAGCACUUCUUGCGUAGUAAGGAGAUUGUUCUGACUGGCAUGUCACUUCCCAAAGUGAAAGGUCUGACCACUGAACAGAGUGAGGCCAUGGUCCGCCUCAGCCGCCUGCAAGCGUUCAACGACUUGGUGGAAAAAGUUGAGGCAGAUGAGCAAUUCUUCAUGUGGAUUGAGAGCAACACUCCAGAGUUGUCUGUUCCUUAUCUGUGGUCAGAGGAGAAGCAGUCCACUCUCAUUGGCCAGGCAGUGCACCAGCUGUUGCUGAUCGAGGCCUUCCGCCCUGACCGUCUCCUGGCAAUGUCGCACAUUUUUGUCUCAAAGGUGCUGGGAGAGUCUUUCAUGAGCCUCAUCGAGCAGCCUCUUGACCUGGCCAAUAUCGUGGAUAACGAGGUGAAGCCCAGCACUCCAGUGUUGAUGUGCUCUGUACCAGGUUAUGAUGCCAGCGGCCUGGUCAGAGAUCUGGCUGCUGAGGAGAACAAACAAAUCACCUCCAUUUCGAUUGGUUCGGCUGAGGGCUUCAAUAAGGCAGACAGAGACAUCAAUACUGCUGUCAAGUCCGGCAGGUGGGUGAUGUUGGAGAAUGUCCACCUGGCCCCCGGAUGGCUGAUGCAGUUGGAAAAGAAGCUUCACUCCAUGCAGCCUCAUUCCAGUUUCAGGCUUUUCCUGACAAUGGAGAUCAACCCCAAGGUGCCAGUGAAUCUGCUUCGUGCCGGUCGUAUCUUUGUGUUUGAACCUCCUCCUGGCGUCAAGGCCAACAUGCUCAGAACCUUCAGCAGCAUCCCUGUGGCUCGCAUGUGCAAGGCUCCCAACGAGCGUGCUCGUCUCUACUUCCUGCUGGCUUGGUUCCAUGCAGUCAUUCAGGAGCGUCUGCGCUAUGCACCACUGGGCUGGUCCAAGAAAUAUGAAUUUGGAGAGUCUGACCUUCGCUCUGCCUGUGACACCAUUGACACCUGGUUGGACGACACUGCUAAGGGUCGUCAGAAUAUUGCACCGGACAAGAUUCCCUGGGCGGCUCUGAAAACUCUGAUGGCCCAGUCUAUCUAUGGUGGCCGCAUUGACAAUGAGUUUGACCAGCGUCUGCUCAACACCUUCCUGGACCGCAUCUUCACCAAGGGAAGCUUUGACAGUGGAUUCAAACUGGCUCUCAAGGUUGACGGGCACAAGGACAUCAAGAUGCCUGAUGGCAUUCGGCGUGAGGAGUUCAUGCACUGGGUAGAGCUGCUUCCCGACACUCAGACUCCAUCUUGGCUCGGGUUGCCCAGCAAUGCUGAGAAGGUCUUGCUCACCACUCAGGGCACUGACAUGAUGGGUAAGAUGCUGAAAAUGCAGAUGUUGGAGGAUGAGGAUGACCUUGCCUACGAGACGGAGAAGAAAGAGCGCGCCUCGUCCACAGCUGAUGCCCAGCCAGCCUGGAUGAGGACCCUCCACACCACUGCCUCCAAUUGGCUGCAACUCGUUCCCCAAACAGUCAAUCCACUCAAACGCACAGUGGAGAACAUCAAGGACCCACUGUUCCGGUUCUUUGAACGCGAGGUGAAGAUGGGUGGCAAGUUGCUGCAGGAGGUCCGUCAGGAUCUGUCUGAUGUGGUGCAGGUCUGUGAGGGAAAGAAGAAGCAGACGAACUACUUGCGCACACUCAUCAGUGACCUUGUUAAAGGCAUCCUCCCUCGCAGCUGGUGUCGCUACACAGUUCCAGCCUCCAUGACGGUGAUCCAGUGGGUGGCAGACUUCAGUGAGCGAAUCAAACAGCUGCAGCAGAUCUCCCAGGGAGCUGCCAGUGGGGGUGCAAAGGAACUGAAGAACAUCCACGUGUGCCUCGGCAGCCUGUUUGUGCCGGAGGCUUACAUUACAGCUACCCGCCAGUAUGUGGCCCAGGCCAACAGCUGGUCUCUUGAAGAGCUGUGUCUGGAGGUCAAUGUUACCUCCGCCCAGGGUGCCGCACUGGAUGCCUGCAGCUUUGGCAUCAAAGGUCUGAAACUGCAGGGAUCUACCUGUGCCAACAACAAGCUGUCUCUGUCCACCUCUAUCUCCACUGAGUUGCCUCUCACUCAGCUCCGCUGGAUCAAGCAAAGCAGUGAUGAGAAGAGACACAUGGUGACUCUGCCAGUGUACCUGAACUUCACCAGGUCGGACCUCAUCUUCACUGUUGACUUUGACAUUGCCACCAAGGAAGAUCCACAUAGCUUCUAUGAGCGCGGAGUUGCUAUCCUGUGCACUGAGUAGAUGACCCAAGUCAUUCCUGGAGACCAGAGAGUCUUUAUUAUUAAGCCACACAUAAUCACUUCAUUGCUUAUUAACCACCAUUUUAAAAAGUAGUUGUUGCAUUCCAAUAUAAAACUUAGUUUUUUUUGUGGAGCAGUAAUUAGCAUGUACCCAUUGUUAGUGUUUUUGGAAAGUGUCUUAGAAGGUCAAGGGAAUGUUGUCAGAUGGUAAAUGAAGAGAAAAUGAAAUGUGGAAAAGGAAAGUUGAAAAUACAUAGUUUUUAUGAAAGAACUGGUAUGUUUUUAGAUUGAAUAAAACUUGUUAGAAUGAAAUAAACUGCAUUUAUGACUUCA